AUGUCUGCCGAGCCAGGAAAAGAUAAGUCGAAAGUACAUAAGCUGUCACUAAAAGGAUCAUCGAAACUCGUAGCGGAAUUCUUUCAAUACUCCAUAAAUACGAUUCUUUUCCAACGAGGAGUUUACCCCGCCGAAGACUUCACAGCAGUCAAAAAGUAUGGCCUCACAAUGCUCGUGUCCUCCGACGACCAAGUCAAAGCAUACAUCAAGAAGAUAAUGUCACAAUUGGAUAAGUGGAUGGUUGGUGGCAAAAUAUCGAAACUUGUUGUAGUCAUAACAUCCAAAGACACUGGGGAAACUGUAGAACGCUGGCAAUUUGAUGUACAAAUAUUCUCAAGGCCAUCCAAAAAGAAAUCCUUUUCCAAAACCCCCGCAUCCGAAAACGCUGUUCCUCCCGCGGAAGACGUAGCGCCAGAGAAGACCGAAGCAGAGAUUCAAUCCGAGAUCCAAUCCAUUUUCCGCCAAAUCACAGCGUCAGUCACAUUCUUGCCAGAACUAGCUGGCGAUUGUACAUUCAAUGUACUUGUAUAUGCAGAUGCAGAUAGUGAUGUACCAAUGGAAUGGGGCGACAGCGAUGCGAAGGAGAUUAUCAAUGGAGAGAAGGUUCAGCUGAGAAGUUUCAGCACGGCUAGCCACAAAGUUGACACGCUUGUUAGCUAUCGGAUGGAUCGAUAA
Messenger RNA from Glarea lozoyensis ATCC 20868, 675 nucleotides. Its product is annotated as The spindle assembly checkpoint protein mad2. The record is from RefSeq and is a predicted model, not a curated record. NCBI's taxonomy places the organism in Eukaryota, Fungi, Ascomycota, Leotiomycetes, Helotiales, Helotiaceae. The transcript has 5 exons. Gene Ontology annotation, cellular component: nucleoplasm; cytoplasm; kinetochore. The coding region runs from base 1 to 675 and encodes 224 amino acids. Gene Ontology annotation, biological process: mitotic spindle assembly checkpoint signaling.